CAAGAAAUUACAUUGUUUCGGAGCAUUGUUGUUUUCUGUUUUGCAAAAAUUUCAACUUUGAAUUAAAAUACUCAAUUUGAUAAUUAAAUAAAAUUAAUUAAUUAAAAUCAUAAUGGACAGAGAAUAUCAAUGCCCGACAUGCGGAAAGAAAUAUUUUAAUAAAUAUCGUUUGCAAACACACAUCCGAAUUCACAAGUGUGAAAGGCCGUUUAAGUGCAAUUUGUGUGAAAAAAGCUUUUCGGAUAAGAGAAAUUUGACAAGGCAUAUGAUGGUACAUUCGGAUGAAAAGCCAUUCAAGUGCAAUUAUAAUGGCUGUAAAAAGAACUUUAAACGAAAUAAGGACUUGGAACGACACAUGUACGGAUCGCAUCUUGAUGAGAUUUUGUCUAAAAUUCCACCAAACGACCCGAGGAUUAUAAGACGUAAAUGUAAUUUUUGCCUAAAAGUUUGUCCAACUCCCUCUGAGUUAACACGUCACUUGAGAACUCACACUGGACAGCGGCCAUUUACUUGCAAUUUUUGCAACUACACUUUCACUACUAAAGGUAAUUUAUACAGACACAUCAGAAGGAUGCAUUCGAAAGAAGAAACUCCAUCUUGCCCCGAAAAAAGUACACAAAACGUUCAACGAGAGCAGGAUGAAUCGUUUGAACAACCAUCAGCAAGUUUUCAAAGACCACAGUCAAUAGAAUUUGAAGAAAUUCCAUCAGAAGAGAAUCUUUUUACCUUGAAAGAAUGUGAAGAAUUUCUUGAAAAUGUUAACGUCGAUUUAGAAAUUAUUAAAUUGGAAGGUUCCUCAGAAGUGACAUUCUUCCCAGAAAUGGACGUAGAAGAAAUUCAAUUGCAAUGUCCGUUCUGUGGUGAACAAUUUUUCGACGACGUUUCGCUUGAAGAACACGAAAGAAACUUUCAUCCGUCUGACAAAAGUACACAAAACGUUCAACGAGAGCAGGAUGAAUCGUUUGAACAACCAUCAGCAAGUUUUCAAAGACCACAGUCAAUAGAAUUUGAAGAAAUUCCAUCAGAAGAGAAUCUUUUUACCUUGAAAGAAUGUGAAGAAUUUCUUGAAAAUAACCGAAAACAUCAAUGCCCGAAGUGCGUGAAAAAGUUUUCUUAUAAAAGUAAUUUGGAAAGACACAUUCGAACUCAUACGGGCGAAAGGCCGUUUAAAUGCAAUUUAUGCGAUAAAACCUUUUCGGAUAAGAGCAAUUUGGUACAACAUAUGAAAGUGCAUUCGGAUGAAAAGCCGUUCAAAUGCGAAUACAAGGGCUGUGAAGAGCGUUUUAAACGAAAAUUCGAGUUAAAACGACACACGUACAGAUGGCAUCCUGACGAGAUUUUAUCUAAAAAAUUUCAAGAAAAAGUAUUUAAACAACAAAUUCCUUUGAAGACAUUUUCUAAUGAAACACCGUCUGCACCAGUAAAGACAAAUAAUGACAACAACGACGAUAAACAAUGUCACGCACCCGACAAAGACGAUAAUCCUGAAUCGUCUGUAAUAGUAUUUCAAUGUCAUUUGUGUUCCUUCAGCACUCGCUCGAAUGAGAAAUGGCUAAAACAUAAGCAGUGUCAUAUGGAAGAAAUUCCUUCCACUUCAACGGAAUCUCAAGAAAGACAGAACGAAGUACAAGCCGCCAACGCACUGCUAUUAUUAAGAGAAGGAGGAUUGAGAAGAACAUUGGAAAUGUUUGAGGCUGACAAACUGCCCUUUCAUUCAGAUAAACAUUCCUCUGAACAAGAAAGUACACAAGACGUUCAACGAGAGCAAAAAGUAUCGUUUGAACAACCAUCAACAAGUUUUCAAAGACCACAGUCAAUAGAAUUUGAAAACAUUUCAUCAGACAAGAAUCUUUUUACUUCAAAAGAAAGUGAACAAUUACUUGAAAACGUUGACGUCAAUUUAGAAACUAUUCAAUUGGAAUUAUCGUCGCCACUGGAAUUCUUUCCAGAAAUACACGUUGAAGAAACAUAUCUGGAAUGUCCUUUCUGUCGUAAACGAUUUUUGGACGAAGUUUCCCUAAAAGAACACGAAAGAAACUUUCAUUCAAAACAUCCAUGCCCGACAUGUGGGAAGACAUUUCUUCGUGAAAGUCAUUUGCAAGUACACAUGCGAAUUCACACGAAUGAAAGGCCGUAUGAAUGCAAUUUGUGCGAAAAAAGCUUUACGCAGAAGGGUCAUUUAACAAGGCACAUGAAAGUGCACUCGGAUGAAAAGCCGUUCAAGUGAAAUUACAAUGGCUGUGAAGAAAGCUUUACACGGAAAGAAUACUUU
Centruroides sculpturatus (bark scorpion) is the source of this 2272-nucleotide messenger RNA. RefSeq names its product oocyte zinc finger protein XlCOF28-like. Lineage: Eukaryota; Metazoa; Arthropoda; Arachnida; Scorpiones; Buthidae. The transcript has 10 exons. Bases 113 to 2227 code for a protein of 704 amino acids. The record is from RefSeq and is a predicted model, not a curated record.